Molecule: messenger RNA, 1348 nt
Organism: Brassica oleracea var. oleracea
Lineage: Eukaryota; Viridiplantae; Streptophyta; Magnoliopsida; Brassicales; Brassicaceae
Product: lactosylceramide 4-alpha-galactosyltransferase
Exons: 1
Coding region: 89-1279 (396 amino acids)
Source: RefSeq, a predicted model, not a curated record
ACACAUUUUAAUAUUACAACUCUUAAAACUUAUCAUCUUUUGUGAGGUUUUUGACUUUCCCUCUCUGUUCUAAGGCAUUCUUGUAACAAUGGAGAAGGAUAACAGCAACAAGAAGAGUCUCUCUGAACAACUCAAGCACACGAAUUCCCCGAUGUUCUCUACCGCCAUUUUCGCCUUCAUAAUGCUGCUUGUUGUGGUGGGAACAAUACUCUCAAACAUGUCAUUAGAGUCAACUUUCUUCUGGACUUCACCAACUUCUGAGGUGAUCACAAUGGAGAGGAAGCCAUUGGCUCCUCCUAAGAACAGUACAAGCAGAUACAGGAUGGCUUGGCUUCGUUCUCAUCUCGAAGAAUUUGAGGCUUUCAAGUCAACUAACCUUUCAGAGAAGUUUCACCAAAGGGUUCUUGAGUCUUUAAAUGAUGAAUGUGAGGUUAGAUUCUUCAUGACAUGGUUUUCACCAGCAGAUUAUUUCGGCAAGAGAGAGUUUCUAGCUGUAGAAAGCGUCUUUAAAUCUCAUCCUCAAGGCUGCUUGAUGAUCGUUUCAGGAUCCAUGGACUCUCCACAAGGAAGUACCAUCCUUAAACCAAUAAGUGAUCUUGGUUACAAGGUGUUUGCAGCCACACCAGACGUUUCAUCCCUUCUUGAGAACACACCGGCCAAAACUUGGUUUCAAGAAAUGAAAAGCUGCAAAAGAGAUCCAGGGAGGAUACCGUUAUCUCAGAACCUUUCAAACCUCGCAAGGCUAGCGAUUCUUUACAAGUACGGAGGUGUGUACCUAGACACAGACUUCAUUGUCACCAGAAGCUUCAAAGGGCUGAAGAACUCAAUAGGAGCGCAAACAGUGGUGGAAGGAGAUUCCAAAAACUGGACAAGGCUGAACAAUGCGGUUCUUGUCUUUGAGAAAGAACACCCUCUUGUUUACAGCUUCAUGGAGGAGUUUGCUACCACUUUUGAUGGGAACAGAUGGGGACACAAUGGUCCUUACUUGGUAACAAGAGUAGUGCAGAGAGUAGAAGAGACGAUAGGGAACAGUUUCACAGUAUUGCCACCAGUAGCGUUCUAUCCAUUUAAUUGGAUAGACAUUCAAAGACUGUUUCAGACGCCAAGGAGCAGGAAUGAGACUACAUUACUCAAAGCUGAUCUGAUCAAGCUGAACAGAAUAAGCUAUGGGCUGCAUCUGUGGAACAAGAUCACCAAAAAGCUUAAGAUAGAAAAAGGCAGUGCCAUUGACAUCAGUAUUUCAGACCAUUGUGUUGUUUGCAAAGGAAUCCAAAGAUGAAGAGAAUCAAAUCAAUGUCUAGGACUCUUAACUCUAAUCUUGAUUGUCUAAUUUUGUGUAAGAUUUUGU